AUGGGUCGCUUCCUGCCCUUCUGCCUUGUUGCCCUUUGGGGCACGAUCCUGCAGCUAGUCACGAGGGAUCUUGUGAACGGCAUACCAAGAAAAACUGUGCCGUACCAACCUGAAUAUCUAAUCACUUUUUGGAAAUCAGGAGUGUCCAAUUUUUCUACCCUCUUGGUGAGUGAAGAAACCAACACUUUGUACGUUGGAGCAAAAGAUUACAUCCUUGCUUUAGACUUGGACAAUAUCUCCCAAGAAAUAACCAGGGAGCCCUGGCUGGUUCCAGAGGACAGGUGGCUUGAAUGUCUUCGCAGAGGGAAGAGCAAGGCCGAAUGCCACAAUUACAUCCGUGUCCUUCACAAGAUAAAUACAACCGGCUUAUACAUUUGUGGCACAAACGCAUUUCAUCCAGCUUGCCGGCAUUACAUGGUCAUCAACAAUAAGACAUUUCAGCUGCAGAGGAAAGCCGCCGAUGGCAGAGGAAAGUGUCCCUUUGAACCUACUGGGAGCUACGCCUCCUUAAUGUUUGAAGGUUCACUCUAUUCAGCCACUUCAAACAACUUCCUGGGUACGGAGCCCAUUAUACUACGCAGUUUGAAGAAUCCUUUACGGACAGAGUUUAAAGCAUCUUGGCUUAAUGGCUCUGACGACUCCUUAACGUAG
Varanus komodoensis (Komodo dragon) is the source of this 651-nucleotide messenger RNA. RefSeq names its product semaphorin-4D-like. Gene Ontology annotation, molecular function: semaphorin receptor binding; chemorepellent activity. Bases 1 to 651 code for a protein of 216 amino acids. The transcript is spliced from 7 exons. NCBI's taxonomy places the organism in Eukaryota, Metazoa, Chordata, Lepidosauria, Squamata, Varanidae. Gene Ontology annotation, biological process: axon guidance; neural crest cell migration; negative regulation of axon extension involved in axon guidance. The record is from RefSeq and is a predicted model, not a curated record.